Messenger RNA from Penicillium cinerascens, 1827 nucleotides. Its product is annotated as Lectin C-type domain protein. The record is from RefSeq and is a predicted model, not a curated record. Bases 1 to 1827 code for a protein of 608 amino acids. The transcript has 3 exons. Lineage: Eukaryota; Fungi; Ascomycota; Eurotiomycetes; Eurotiales; Aspergillaceae.
AUGUCCGUCUCGUAUGACUCCGAGAACACUUUGGACAAUGCCACUUGGGUGGCUGUCCUCCUGAGUGAACGCGACGUAGCCGGCCAGAUCCCGAUCAACUUCGUCACCAACCCCUCCGUCUCGCUUUCCUCGGCCUGCUUCGGCGCAGGCUUAUACGAUCGAGACGAUGCCGCCAAAUGCAUUUCGAAUCUCCUAGCAGUCGGAUAUCGGCGACUAGUGCUAGAUCUAUAUUGGUCGGUCGAGAGCAGGACAUGGAGCUUCUGCCCAGUCACCAUCCCAGCAAAAGCCGAUGUGAUGGUCUCCGCGUACACAUCCACUACUACCGAAGCUUCAAAGACAACCACGGUGACGACUACGACCGAAUCAUCCUCGACGACAUCGGACGCAGAAACAGCCUCCAUAACAGGUUACUCGGAUUCCCAGGGAGACACGGUUUACGAGCUAGGACCAUAUCGCUGCACGGAUGAUCUCGACCUAUUCACCCUAGCAAAAGUGCUGACCGGAUACUUUCAAGACACAACAUCCCAGUUGACUAUAUUCACGACCUAUCUGGUAUUGAAUCUGCAUGUAGCCGGCAGCGAUUCUGCGCCGACGAAGCCUCCACCCGCCGUAACCGGGAAUGACCUGCCCUCGUCGAAAGAAGAACGAAUUGGCUCGUUUCUCGAAUCGAGCUUGCGAGAUUAUAUAUACAGUCCUUCUCAACUUGCCCAGGAGCGAAGCAACCUCAACGAAUCCUGGUAUAAGGUCGACGAGAGUUAUAUGCCUAUCGUGGAAUACUACACCAUUCAUGAAGACCGAGAGGGUAUACAAAGCACACCGGAUGGAUGGCCGUCGACCAAAUACAUCCAGCUUGCCAAGUCCGACCGUGUCAUAAUGGAAUACGGCUCGGUUGACCCGCAGCUGGCCACGUACGACCUGUCGCAAGAUCAAGACGCAGUUUUCCUCCCUGGAUAUCUGACCUCUACGAUAAACGUGUCAAUGGCCACGAACGGCUCUGUGAUAUCUGGGGGGGCCACAGAUGUCUCCCAGGCCAACUCGUCAUGGGCAAUAUCGAAUGGUAUCUCUGUGGCAUACGCUGCAUCCGAUGAUAGCACCAUGCAGUCGCUAGACGAUACUAUCGCGGGUAUUACAGGAUGUGGCAUUUCGCCGAUGCUCAAUACUACUCUAUUUGGACAGACCGCCGACGUCAACGUCGACCAUUACCGUAACGUCUCGCUUGCCGCAGGGUGGGCGUGGGCAAUUGGUGAACCAGAGGGUGCCGCAACUGGCGGCGGCACGCAAGGCGUUCCCAAAUUUGACCGCUGUGCCAUCAUGGACCUCUCACUCAGUGGCCGCUGGCGUGCCACCAACUGUACCGUGCAGCGACGCGGUGCAUGCCGAGUGGGCAAUUCACCAUUUUCAUGGGCUCUAUCAACAUCUGCUGUCGAGUACAAUGAUGUCUCGGGCAUGUGUCCUCCCGGCUCCAGCUUUGCCGUGCCUAGAACUGGCCUUGAGAAUACUUAUCUUUAUAAAUACCUCCUGACUCAACCCCAGUCCAUCAUUGAUCCUGAAUCUCUCAACCUUUCUCAUCGCGAGAUCUACGUCGACUUUAAUUCCAUUCAAAUCACCUCGUGCUGGGUCACUGGUGGUCCUGGGGCUAGCUGUCCCUAUGCAGCGGAUCCGCAGCAGUUGGAACACAGGACGGUACUGGUUGCUGCCAUUGCUGGAAUUGUGAUCUUGAUCAUCACUGCCUUGACUGUAUUCGUCAAGUGCAAUGCCAAUCGCCGCAAUUCUCGGCGCCGAAAGCGUGUUAUCGAGGGCUGGGAAUACGAGGGAGUUCCCUCAUAG